This is a messenger RNA of Branchiostoma belcheri (Belcher's lancelet), 2474 nucleotides long. RefSeq lists its product as uncharacterized. Lineage: Eukaryota; Metazoa; Chordata; Leptocardii; Amphioxiformes; Branchiostomatidae. The transcript is spliced from 4 exons. The coding region runs from base 1 to 2043 and encodes 680 amino acids. The record is from RefSeq and is a predicted model, not a curated record.
AUGAAACCGCCACGUUCGGACGAAGUGCUCCGACGAGCGCCGAGAGGCCGGGACAACCCGACCGUGUUCGCGUCUGAGGAGUACCCCGACAGGGUCGUGGAGUCCGAGAGUCAAGACUCCUUCGCUGCGGACAUCUCAGACCUCUCCAUGGACGAGUCCAGCAGGGGGAACGGAGAGGCGUGGUGGGAAAAACCGAGCGACGAAAGUGACGACGCCAGCUGGGUACAGAAGUUAUCCAACGCACCCCCUCUGAUGAGACAACCGAUAAAGUUAGCCGUCAAGUCCACGGAACCAAGAAAUGCCAGCGCCGCUCGCCGUUCAGAGGUACGAGGUGGACAAAACGCCCGCGAAAUGGCAUAUAGGUUUCCAGAACGUUCAGAGGAUAAACAUAAACAAGAGCGUAGAAGGAGCGAGGAGAACGCUGCGCCAAAAACAUCGGAUCUGAACGCUGAAAAUCCCGAGGUGUCAUCAUACCGUCUCAGUGGAGAAGAACAGGAUUCUGAGGACGGCGCGUGCAGUUAUACAGAGGGCGCUGUUGCACGGUUGUCUAGUUUUUACGAACGCCUCAGCAAUGUGCCGCCUCUGAUGGACAAAACACUCAUGACAUUAUCACAAAAAGCGGAUGCUCCCGCCUCGAACGCCGGUACCAGUGGCUCUCCACCCGGGGAUGCAGAAGCUACCCUUCCCGACGCAACUGACGAGCAGUGGCGAUGGGUCCAGGCGACAGUCCUGGAGCCGGACGGCCCACUGCACGAGCCCAUGGUCUCCUGCUUGGCACACGUUGUCAGCACCGAGAGCCUGUCACUGGACACCCGGCAGGAUGGCACAGUGACCCCGCGAGACGUCUUCCUCACUUCGAUGAAAGAUCUCCGAGACAUGGUGGCAGGCCUCCUCGACCGCCUCCUAAAUUAUCUUCGGGACAGAGUGACUCUGCACUGCAAGGCCGAGGCUCCAUCAGAAGUAGAAAAGAAGCUCUCGCUCGACGUGGUAUGUUUUCUGAACGCCAUGUCUUCCCUCGACUUGGCGUUGUCAGGUGAGGAUGGCAACGAUUCUUACAGAGAACAGCCACUGUACAUUCCAGAACAACCUGAGACCAAAGCGAGAACCGAUAUGAACAUUCUGGAACGCAUGAUGACAAAACUACACCCUAAAACUGUUCAGGAACAAUACGCGGAAACAUGUGCCCAACGAAAUGAUUCUGGUCAUCACAAGAAGAGAUCUCUUCUAUCAGAGUACGCGGUUUGGUUAAAGGCGAAGGAAAAGGCGUCGCAUAACAGAGAUAUUAGUCAAAAAACGCAUGGUAGACAGGCACACAAAUUUCCCUCCCUGUCCUACAUCAUUGAUAAAAUCAGAGGAAGAGCAAAAGAAGCCGACGAUGUCGAGAUGGGAACGGUGGAUCCACAGUCAGAGGGGGAGGAGGAGAAACUGGAGACGGAGACCGAGAAGAUGAUGAGAAGAGCCUUGGAGGAGGAAAGACGUCUGACUGGCCUCUUGAGGAAGUUGAUGGCUGAGAUGAAGGAAGACGUCCGAGUCGAUCCACUGAGAACGUCUUCAGAUCUGUCCACCUGGUCUACUUCAUCAGUGAUUUCAUUGAACAGUCAGAUAAGCACUCUAGCGGCCAAGAUGGUGGAGGAGGUUUGUGUUGCCCUGGCCCACUGCCACAGUAGCGGGAGCGCCUCCAGAGGGAGCGUUACCAGCGAGCCUACUGCGGACAGAAAAGCGUUCACCGAAGUCGUCAUGAAUAUGGUGGUCACCCUGGCAAAGAAAAGGGCUCAAGCUGAGAGAGAGUCAUGGCAGGAAUCCAGCAAGUCCCCAGAGGAAGACAGUGCUACCGCAUCCCCGGAUCUCAGUACCGAUGACGUUGCGGACCUCGCCGUGGGGAUGAUGUACGGAGACGCCGGAUCUGACGUCGACGUCGACUCGCUGAUAGGAGAUCUGCGAUCACUGAGAGACUCUCUACUGGCCGACGGUGUCGACAGCACCGUGAUCGACGGAGAGCCGACAGCGGCGAGGGCAUCUGGAGUCCGGAAAACAGAAGUUUGAGGACGUUUAUCUCUUCUGAAGGACGUAGCAAUGCUGGCAUUAUUUUUGUACAAACAAUUUAUAAUCAUGUGGAGAAAGUACCAAGGUAUGGGUUCGACUCAAUCAUGAAAUCGCAACAUUGACUAUGAUUACUAUACUCAAGAAUUGAUGUCUUAGCCUGUGUAGUCUAAUUUAGCUCGGUAUUUCCAUCAAGUCACAGUAUAAGAUAAACCAUGAUGGUACCAUCUUUUGUUGGCAAUCUUUUGUAGCAAGUACAUGUGCUCAAUCUAUCAUAAAUACCUGUGGGUAGACACAACAAUUCUAGGGUGUUUCAGGUUGACAUUGUUUCUAAUAAUGGUGCUUGGUAAAUUUGUUCUGACAUAUUUGUCGUGUAAGUACAUAAAUAACCUCUGUUGAAUGGUUCACGAAUUGAAAGUAAAACAAGUGACACU